GUUUGACUCCGGCUGGAAAAAACAUUAAUGAACGUAUCUGUGGGAAGAAACGGAAAGUGAAUGAGUCAGGAGGGCCACCUUCGGCCAACGGCCCCUGGAAAGGAAGGAGGCCAAAGGCGUUCGGUGCUGGACUUUGGGGGAAGGUGUGGGGGGAGGCAUGCAGACUGCGGGAAUCAGGGCGCGGGCGCCGGGCGUGGACCCCGGCAUUGUUCCCAGCUCGCUCUUAUCUCCCGGGAGCAAGUAUCCUGUGUGCGCAGCGCAUGAAUGUAUCUGGGCAUCUCCGCGUGUAUUUAUAUAGUGUGUGUGAUGCGAAAAGCAGGACCCGCGGAGGGGAGGAAGAGGGGGUGUGAGGGGGGGGGAGAGGGAAGACGAGGGAGAGCAGAGGGGAGAGAAGAGAAGAGAGAGGAGAGCGAGAGACAGAGAGAGAGAGAGAGAGAGAGAGAGAGAGAGAGAGAGAUAGGACUUCCUCCCCAUUCGCAAAGUGAAGUCACUUCCCAAAAUUAGCUGAAAAAAAGUUUCAUCCGGUUAACUGUCUCUUUUUCGCUCCGCUACAACAACAAACGUGCACAGGGGAGCGAGGGCAGGGCGCUCGCGGGGGGCACGCAGGGAGGGCCCAGGGCGCCAGAGAGGCCGCGCCGGGCUAAUCCGAAGAGGCUGCGAGGUCAGGCUGUAACCGGGUCAAUGUGUGGAAUAUUGGGGGGCUCGGCUGCAGUCUUGGCCAAAUGGACGGGACUAUUAAGGAGGCUCUGUCGGUGGUGAGCGACGACCAGUCCCUCUUCGACUCCGCCUACGGACCGGCGGCCCAUCUCCCCAAGGCCGACAUGACCGCCUCCGGGAGUCCCGACUAUGGCCAGCCCCACAAGAUCAACCCCCUUCCCCCGCAGCAGGAGUGGAUGAAUCAGCCCGUGAGGGUCAGUGUCAAGCGGGAGUACGACCACAUGAAUGGGUCCAGGGAGUCUCCGGUGGACUGCAGUGUUAGCAAAUGCGGCAAGCUAGUGGGCGGAGGCGAGUCCAACGCCAUGAGCUACAACAGCUACAUGGACGAGAAGAACGGCCCCCCUCCCCCCAACAUGACUACCAACGAGAGGAGGGUCAUCGUCCCCGCAGACCCCACGCUGUGGACGCAGGAGCACGUGAGGCAGUGGCUGGAGUGGGCGAUAAAGGAGUACGGCUUGAUGGAGAUCGACACAUCUUUCUUCCAGAACAUGGACGGCAAGGAACUGUGUAAACUGAACAAGGAGGAUUUCCUCCGGGCCACCUCCCUCUACAACACGGAAGUGCUGUUGUCACACCUCAGCUACCUCAGGGAAAGUUCACUGUUGGCCUAUAACACAACCUCCCACACGGACCCGUCCUCGCGACUGAACGUCAAAGAAGACCCUUCCUAUGACUCAGUCAGGAGAGGAGGAUGGGGCAAUAACAUGAAUUCUGGCCUCAACAAAAGUCCCCCCCUUGCAGGAGCACAAACAAUGAGUAAGAAUACUGAACAGCGGCCCCAACCAGAUCCAUAUCAGAUCCUGGGCCCGACCAGCAGUCGCCUAGCCAAUCCCGGGAGCGGGCAGAUCCAGCUGUGGCAGUUCCUUCUGGAGUUACUGUCGGACAGCGCCAACGCCAGCUGCAUCACCUGGGAGGGGACCAACGGGGAGUUCAAAAUGACGGACCCCGAUGAGGUGGCCAGGCGCUGGGGAGAGCGGAAGAGCAAACCCAACAUGAAUUAUGACAAGCUGAGCCGAGCCCUCCGAUACUACUACGAUAAAAACAUUAUGACCAAAGUGCACGGCAAGAGGUAUGCCUACAAAUUUGACUUCCACGGCAUCGCCCAGGCUCUGCAGCCACAUCCCACCGAGUCGUCCAUGUACAAGUACCCUUCGGAUAUCUCCUACAUGCCCUCCUACCACACCCACCAGCAGAAGGUGAACUUUGUCCCUCCGCCCCCGUCCUCCAUGCCGGUCACUUCCUCUAGCCUCUUUGGGGCAGCGUCACAGUACUGGACCUCCCCCACGGGUGGCAUCUACCCCAACCCCAAUGUCCCCCGCCACCCAAACACCCACGUGCCCUCACACUUAGGCAGCUACUACUAGACGCUUCAUCACCGGUGGCCUUCUCGCUGAAGUCCCCUUCCUCACACUUCUUGUUGGACAUACGUGGCCUUGAAGAGAAAACGAAACUGGAUGCUCUUUCUUGUUGGAUAGAACCUUGUACUUGUACCUGUUCUUUAAAAACGAUUCUUUUUUUUUUUUUUUUUUUUUUUUAACGUUGGUAACUCCUGCUUCCUCUACCUUGAACAAAGAGAUGGAUAAUUCCAUGGGCCAGUAUGCCAGUUGGGAGUCUCAAUCUCCUGUCAGCCUACGAGUUGAAUAUUUAGAUUACUGGAAUAGUUGUGUCAUGGUUCUGGGAAAGAAACUGUAGAUUUAUAUUUUUAGGACCAAAGCAGUUACUUAUCGACACACGGGUCUCAUCUUGGACCUUGAAGGGUUCAUAUGAUAAAGAAUCAUGGACUUAACCAGUUAUGCUCUGGUUUGAGACUUAGUGAAAAUAGAGGCAGGAAGCUUAUCAUCUUAUCUUAGGAAGACCUAACUCAGUGGAUAGCAAACUGGAACAUUGGUUGUAAGGCUAGUGAAGUUUUCACCCAACUGGAAUUUCAGAGAAAUAACAAGUGUGUAUUUAAGAAGCCACGGGCAUUGCAAAAUCUUUCUCAGUGGGCAGUAAAUAUGCACUAGGCUGACCAUUCUCUCUGGAAAUAGUCAAGAUAUGAACUAAGAAAUGUUAAUGCAAAUGCAGACAUUCCUGAAAGCCAGAGAGUUAAAUAACUUUUUUUUUUUUUUAAAUAAUGACAGUGGGUCCCAGAACUUUGAAAAGUCCUAGGGAUUUCUAAACACAAACAGAUUCGCAAGUGCUGUGCGCUUGUCAGAUCAGUCCAGGGUCCACCAACCAGAAGGCAACUUACUGUAUAAAUUAUGCAGAGUUAUUUUCCUAUAUCUCGCAGUAUUAAAAAUAAAUAAUUAAAAAGUGAAAAAGAGUAAAGAAACGAGUUGACCUCGGUCACAAAUACAAUGUUACUAUCAAAUCAGUCGUUAUUUUUUUUUAAAUGUAAUUUGUACAUCUUUUGUCAAUCUGUACAUUUGGGCUAUUUGUAUGUUUUUUAUAGCUGGUUUUUAAAAAGCAUAAUGUGACUUAUUGCGGAAGAGAACACAGGACGUUCAAGUCACUGACUUACUAGAAAGAGAAUCACUGGUGUUGUUAUUUAACAAGUGGGCAGAAGUAAAUCAAGGCAAACUCUUUAAACCGUUCCUGCUUUGGAGAUGUUUGUAAAUAACCGAACUGCAGCAAUCAUAACUUGGAAAAGAACAACCAAACUUUCCCUUGUGGAUACAAGGGAUCUUCCUGCCUUAUAUAUGCAAUAUAUUUUUUAGAUAUUAAAAUAUAUAUAAUUUUGCAGGUAAUCAUUGACUUUUUUAAACUAUAUUAAGUGUUAAGCUGACAACUGUCAAUGAAGACUAUGUUGUACAAAAAUUUGACUAAAUAAAUUGUGCCUUUUUCUCUCAGAA
Messenger RNA from Physeter macrocephalus (sperm whale), 3548 nucleotides. It is a transcript of the gene FLI1, whose product is annotated as Fli-1 proto-oncogene, ETS transcription factor. The record is from RefSeq and is a predicted model, not a curated record. The coding region runs from base 723 to 2081 and encodes 452 amino acids. Gene Ontology annotation, cellular component: nucleus. Gene Ontology annotation, molecular function: DNA-binding transcription factor activity, RNA polymerase II-specific; sequence-specific DNA binding. The transcript is spliced from 9 exons. Gene Ontology annotation, biological process: regulation of transcription by RNA polymerase II; cell differentiation. Lineage: Eukaryota; Metazoa; Chordata; Mammalia; Artiodactyla; Physeteridae.